This is a messenger RNA of Nyctereutes procyonoides (raccoon dog), 2583 nucleotides long. It is a transcript of the gene VIPR1, whose product is annotated as vasoactive intestinal peptide receptor 1. The transcript is spliced from 13 exons. Bases 30 to 1412 code for a protein of 460 amino acids. Gene Ontology annotation, molecular function: G protein-coupled peptide receptor activity; peptide hormone binding; vasoactive intestinal polypeptide receptor activity. Gene Ontology annotation, cellular component: plasma membrane. Gene Ontology annotation, biological process: cell surface receptor signaling pathway; adenylate cyclase-modulating G protein-coupled receptor signaling pathway. NCBI's taxonomy places the organism in Eukaryota, Metazoa, Chordata, Mammalia, Carnivora, Canidae. The record is from RefSeq and is a predicted model, not a curated record.
CCGCCGCCGCCGCGGGGUCGGGGCGGACCAUGCGCCCGAGCAGCCCGCCGCCCGCCGGCUGGCUGUGCGUGCUGGCCAGCGCCCUCGCCUGCGCCCUGGGCCCCGCGGGCGGCCAGGCGACCAACCUGCAGUGGGAGGAGGAAUGUUACCAUCUGCGGAUGAUUGAGGAGCAGCACAAGAAGUGCCUGGAGGAGGCACAGCUGGAGAAUAACACAGCAGGCUGUAGCAAGAUGUGGGACAACCUCACCUGCUGGCCAGCCACCCCACCAGGCCAGGUGGUCGUCUUGGCCUGCCCCCUUAUCUUCAACUUCUUUUCACCAAUUCGAGGCCGCAACGUGAGCCGGAACUGCACCAACGAGGGCUGGACGCACUUGGAGCCUGGCCCCUACCCCUUUGCCUGUGGCCUGGAAGACAAGACAUCAGAUGUGCACCAGCAGCAGCAGUCAAUGUUCUACAGUUCUGUGAAGACCGGCUACACCAUUGGCUACAGCCUGUCCCUCGCCACCCUUCUGGUUGCCACGGCCAUCUUGAGCCUGUUCAGGAAGCUCCACUGCACGCGGAAUUACAUCCACAUGCACCUCUUCAUAUCCUUCAUCCUGAGGGCCGCCUCUGUCUUCAUCAAAGACUUGACCCUCUUCAACAGCGAGGAGCUGGACUAUUGCACGAAGGGCUCGGUGAGCUGUAAGGCAGCCGUCGUCUUUUUCCAGUACUGUGUGAUGGCCAACUUCUUCUGGCUGCUGGUGGAGGGCCUCUACCUGCACACACUGCUUGCCGUCUCCUUCUUCUCUGAGCGGAAGUACUUCUGGGGGUACAUACUCAUCGGCUGGGGGGUGCCCAGCACAUUCACCAUGGUGUGGACCAUCAUCAUGAUCCGUUUUGAAGAUUAUGGAUGCUGGGACACCAUCAACUCCUCAUUGUGGUGGAUCAUAAAGGCCCCCAUCCUCACCUCCAUCUUGGUGAACUUUAUCCUAUUUAUUCUCAUCAUCCGAAUCCUGGUUCAGAAACUUCGGUCCCCAAAUGUUGGGAAGAGUGACAGCAGCCCAUACUCGAGGCUGGCCAAGUCCACCCUUCUGCUGAUCCCCCUGUUUGGAGUACACUACAUCAUGUUCGCCUUCUUUCCCAGCAACUUUAAAGCUGAGGUGAAAAUGGUCUUUGAGCUCAUCGUGGGGUCUUUCCAGGGUUUUGUGGUGGCCAUCCUCUACUGCUUCCUCAAUGGCGAGGUGCAGGCCGAGCUGCGGCGGAAGUGGCGGCGCUGGCACCUGCAGGGCAUCCUGGGCUCCAACGCCAAGUACCAGCACGCCUCGGGAGGCAGCAACGGGGCCACGUGCAGCACGCAGGUGUCCAUGCUGACCCGCGUCAGCCCCGGCGCGCGCCGCUCCUCCAGCUUCCAGGCCGAGGUCUCCCUGGUCUGACCGCGGGCGCCCAGCGGCCCAGCGCGGCCCCUCGCGCGCACCACCCCGGCGCCACCGGGACGGACGCCCGCCCAGGCGAGGUCAGCCCCAGCCCGGGUUCGGGGCUGUGCCGACCCCCCAGGCCGCUGUCCGGACGCCCCCGAGAGCGCCCGCCCCGCGCUCCCCCGAGGAGAGGAGGGGGCCCAGGUGCGGGAGCCGUUGCUCGGCGCGCCGGAGCGCGGGGGCUCGAACCCGGAGGAUGAGGGGCGGAGCGCGGUCUCGGGCUCCUCCCGCCCACGCCGGGCUCGGCCCAGGACGGCCGGCGCGCGUGCGGGUCCCCGACGGUGGGCGUGGGAACGCGGAGCGCGCGCUGAGGACACAAGGCUCCUGCUCCUAAAGGUCGCCGCCGCCGCCACCUCGACGGGGCCCGAAGUUCCUCCAUCGCUGCCAAGUUCCUUUGGGUUAAGCGUUGCCGUUCAGGCGUCUCUUCCGAGGUGCCCACCCCCACCCGGCGUCGUCCGCUAAGCUGCCGGCCCCUGCCCCCGGUGGAGGAGUUCCCCGGCCUCGGCCUCGGCCUCGGGCAGGUGCGGUUCUCGUAGGGAGUUUGGUUUGGGGAGCACCUGUCUGCCUCGUCCCCGCCCAAGUGGAGCGGCCGGGAGGGCUGGAACAGUUGAGACUGCCGCCGGCCCUGCCCAGCCCCACGGGCAGGGGAGGCUUCCCUGGGAGGCCACCUGUGUGCCAGCUCUUAGAACCAGGCUCAGAGGUGUGCACUGCGGAGCCCCUUAACCCUCCCGUACCCAGUCAGGUGGGAUCUCCUGUCCCUGUUUCACAGACCAGGGAACAGUCUCACAGAGCGGAACCUCACCUGUCACACAGCUAGGGUUUGAUCUCCGAUCCGACUGACGGGAAAGUGAAAGCUCUUAACUGCUGCAUUUUAUAUAUUUUAACAAGCUGAAUCCUCUUGGUUGUUUGUAUCACCACUAAUAUUAUUACCACCUUCCCUGCAACCCCAUGCCCACCCGACCCACCCCGGCAUGUGACUGAGGAGUCCUCUGGCCCCUACGUCAUCCGGACAAGGGGCUGGUGGUCCUAGCAUCCUGUCUGCCCUGCACCCUGUGGCCACAUGGCUUCCUGCCCACGCCCCAGCCACAAGACCCCCUCAGUUCUGCAAACAGGCUUGUACAACAAUAAA